Molecule: messenger RNA, 572 nt
Organism: Tarenaya hassleriana
Lineage: Eukaryota; Viridiplantae; Streptophyta; Magnoliopsida; Brassicales; Cleomaceae
Product: copper transport protein ATX1
Exons: 3
Coding region: 157-384 (75 amino acids)
Molecular function (GO): metal ion binding
Source: RefSeq, a predicted model, not a curated record
AGCAGGAGACUUGGUUGGUCCAACACGCGAGUUUUGCAAACCAAUCAAUUCUUCACGAUUUGUUCUUUUUUUGGUUUAAAGGGCAAAAUCCAAAUCGUACAAUUUCUUCUUCUUCUUCUUCUCGCCUGUGAUUGAAUCCCGCCAGAUAACGGAGUCAUGUCUCAGACGGUUGUUCUCAAGGUAGCUAUGUCCUGUGAGGGAUGCGUCGGGGCAGUGAAAAGAGUUCUUGGCAAAAUGGAAGGUGUGGAGUCGUUCGAUAUCGAUCUGAAGGAGCAGAAGGUAACGGUGAAAGGCAAUGUGCAGCCCGAUGCAGUUCUGCAGACGGUGUCGAAGACGGGAAAGAAAACGACUUUCUGGGAAACCGAAGGCGGAUCAAGGGCUUAAGGAGAGGAUCAUCUUAUGAGUUAUGACCAUCCAUAAAAAGACCGAAUCGUAUGUACCUGAAUAAAUAUAUGACUCUGAAUUCUUCCCUUUUGUUUGAGCGAAAACAUGAACUCUGUGUCUGAAAAUUUCAGUUCAAGAAAUAAUGUAUCCAUCCAUCCCUUUUUGGUUGUAUGACUGAGUUUGUGUCU